Physella acuta is the source of this 2921-nucleotide messenger RNA. Its product is annotated as spermatogenesis-associated protein 7. Gene Ontology annotation, biological process: microtubule cytoskeleton organization. Gene Ontology annotation, cellular component: ciliary basal body; axoneme. The record is from RefSeq and is a predicted model, not a curated record. Lineage: Eukaryota; Metazoa; Mollusca; Gastropoda; Physidae.
UGGCGGUGGACGAGUUAAAACCAGAAUGUUGUAAACACUACUCGUCAUUCAUCACUUAUUAAAAGCAGAUUUCGAUUAUUACAAUCACGAAAUUAUUUUUGAUAUACAUGUUGAGUAAAAAUGGCUGAAAGCCUCCGAGGUAACCUGGGCCUAAAGAGUAGCCCCCUGGCACCAACUGCAUGCAAGUUGUCCACUCAGUACUUGGUGCUAGAUCACAUGACCAACCACUACAACAAGAUCUCUAAGGCCAAAUCUGCUAUUGACUCUAAGCCACCAAAAUGUCUCAUGACAAGCCAAAAAAUGCGUGAUCGGAGGAACAGAGAGCUACUCAUUAAUAGUCCGCGUCCCCGCCAAACUCUGGCCAGGUCACAAAGUGAUCUGCAGAAAUAUCAGGAGCUCUUCAAUGAUGAACCUGAGGAUGACGAUGAAAGACUUGUCCAAUCCAUUGUCAGAUCAACUCUGAUGGAAAAAAAGGGAAGCAACAACGCUACCUAUGGAUCCCUCUCGCUGCUAGAGUCACAUGACAUGGACAACAGCGCGAUGCACAAACAGGCAGGGGACACGCGCUACAGCGCCCGACCGUCUCGCCCGACCUCCGCAAGAUCGGCUUUGUCCCUCCAGUCUGCUAGAUCAGGUCAUUCACUGACCAGUGUCACGUCUCGCGUGCCCAUCACCACGUCACGCGACCCCAGCAAAAUUACCUACCAGGGAGACCUGCUAGAUAAAAGGCCUCACCUGUUUACCGAGCCGAAAGGGGACUUCACUCCACGAACGCUGAAAGUUAACCACGAAUCGAAAUUAAAAAACUCAAAGUGGUACAACCCGCCUCGGAAGAGUGCAUCAAACAAGCAAAACAAUUCUGACGAGGCUAAAGAAAACGGAGGUCGGAGAUCCCAGCCCAGGAGUAGGAAGUCCCUGGCUUCGCAGGAUGGACAUUUUUCUAACGAGGAUAUCGGUGAGGGAGCGGAAACAGCCCAGUUUUCCGAGUCCAUGCUCAUGGACAUAACCGUACGCAGCCGAGACGGCCGUCAGACGCAGGGGGACAACCAGGUCCCGCCCCUUGCCAUCUCAAUGGACCAGGACCACAUGAACUGGCUGCAGGAGCAGGCCAGCAAGGCCCAGGUCAGGCUGGGGAAGCUCAGGUCUACCCUGCACCAGGAUGAAGAGCUGCAAGGUCACUCGGGGUCACGCAGGCAGUCUGAGAUCAACGAGGCUAUCAGGAUGGAGACUUUAAAAAGAGUCCAAAGUUUAUGUUCCGUCAGCUCCCACACCUCAGCCAACACCUGGAUCAGUCAGCGUUUAAUGGAGGAGGAUGAAGAGCAGAAAUACCUGAGUUUCGCUAAUGAAGUUGCUGAGGAUGUGAGGUCACGGGGUAUCUGUGCUGAUAGUGUUUUGCACAAAGUAUUUGAUAAUCAUAUAGAGCGUAGGAAACAUGAAUUGGAUGAGGGCCGAAUGAGAAAGGUGAUCGAGGACAUCAAGAAAGACCUGGGAUUGAGGGAGAGGUCAGCGGAGAGGCCUAAAAAUCCUCCAGUCUCCAGAGAUAGGUCAUUGGAGAGGCGCAACAAAUCCCCUGUAUCCAGUGGAAGGUCAGCAGAGAAGCGCAUCAAAUCUCCUGUGCCCAGCGAUAGACGCAACAAAUCCCCUGUGUCUAGUGAAAGGUCAGCAGAGAAACGCAGUAAAUCCCCUGCAUCAAGCUAUAGGUCAGAUCACAAUAAAUCUCCCAUCUUGAGCAGCAAGAAAAGUGUACGUAAGGAGGCCGUAGACUACGACCAUACAGCCUCCACCUCCCCCAGGAGUGAGACCGCGAGCUAUCCCACCAUGCACGAGGACAUGUCCACUCUGGAACCCUUGAACGGAACGACCAUGAACACCACACUGCAGUCGACGUCGACCAUCAAGUUUGGCGAGACAAAGGAUGUUUACAGCACGAUAAAUUCUGAACGAGGGUUUGAGGAUUUGGAUGACAAUGGCCUGACAGCCACGCAGGCGUUGGAGCAGUACCAGCUUGACCUGACGGCUAAAGACGAGCAUACCAGCUACAGCCGGAGAAGUUCCGAAGCCGGGUUAUCCGAGCACAGCCAAGCAAGUCACGUGUCGCGUCAAGCUAGACCUGCCACGGGAGAGAGACGGGAUCCAAGUUUAGAUGAAGACUCCGAGCCGAGAGCCAGGCCAUCCAAUGAAACGUUGAGCCGGACACGAAGGAGGGAGUGGUUAAAAAAAAGUAGGGAGGAACACGUGUCCUCAAGCUCCACCUCCCAGGCUGAAAUUGACAAGGACAGUCAAAGAGAAAUGAUCCGGGAUCGUAGUCUGGAUGAGGAUGCUGCAAACGAAGAUUUAUCUUCUGCGCGGAGCGUCUCUUCUUCACAAAAACCGGUCGCCAAACCUCGCGGUAGCCGCAGUGCUUCCCAGCAGUCUUCCGUCAAGCAGGACUCUAUUCAAGAUGCUAAGCUGGAAGAUACAAGACAGCACGUUGCUGAGAGCCACAAAGAGGAAAAACAUGUAAACAAAGAGGAAGCCAGUGAUGUAGAGGAAGUUGAAGAGGAGUAUGAUGAUGAUUAUGAAGAGGAGGAGGAAGAGUCUACACACAGAACAUCAGAUGAUGACUUUUAGAGGACUGUUUUGUUUUUUUUAACUCUUUUUACUUAUACAUGAUCUCACGUUGUCUGUGAUUUUUAUUCAGAAUAUUUUUUACAUGAAAGAAAUCAAAAUUUAUUUAUAAAUAAAUUAUAACUAGUCGACUAGUUAGACUAUAUUCUAAGACAAACUGGUGAUUUUAAGUAGAAUUUAUAUUUUACACAGAGCUUGUAGUUUAUACAAUAUUUAACAGAAGUCUUUGAUAUAUAUCUUGCUAUAGAGAAUCGUCCUUUACCUUUAGAGUUAUAAUAUUUGUUUUCAAUGGCAAAGAGCUUCUAACGCACUGC